AUGGAGCCAAGAGAUAGAUCUACUUCAUUGACAUCACCACCCAAAGAAUCCCCAAAAGCAUUUUCAUACAAUGGAAAGCUAUUUACAAACAAUCCCAAUAAUUCCGACGUCACCGGAUCGGGCUCAAACUCGUCGAAUUCAGCACAUACAUCACCACCAAACAAAUCGAGAAUGAGAAGAUUAUCCCUGACUGUCUCUGUUUCCACUCAAAAAUACCUUGAGAAGAUGGGAAAGCAGACCACUACCGACACCAACGAUAUAAAAGAACUUAAAACUCUGCUGAAGGGUUUAAAGAAAGAUCUGAGAGGUAUCAAGAAACUUGGAAGACAAAUUACAAUCGAUGCACAAAAGGAAACAAGUGGUAAACAAUUUGGAGAGAUGUUGUUGGAGUUUGGAGAAGGUGCAUUAAAAUCCACAGAAGAAGGAUUGGCCAUGAGAGAGCUUGGCGAACAAAUUGUAAAUUUCGAAGAGAAUAGAAUGGAGGAGUAUACGAAUGGUUUGGGUGGAAUGAUUGAACCAAUGUUAAAUUAUUAUAGUACAGAUUUGAAGAAAGCAAGAGAAGUUAAAAGAAAACAAAAUUUAGUAAGAAUUAGAUAUGAACAGUCUUCACAGAAUUUAAUGGAGACAAAGAAAAAGAAUGAUAUUUACUCGAUGAAGACACUGAAUGCCCGAAAGAACGAGGAGGACUGCAAGACUGUCUAUAACUCUACGACCAAGGAGUUUAUCGAGGUGAUGAAGAGUAACAAGACCAAGUUUCAAGCGGAUUUGAGGAGUAUGAUAAAGGAGUUUGCCGAUAUGCAGACUCAAUACUAUCGCGAGGCCAUGGAGAACUGGGAAGACUUUUACGAUUCACUCGAUUCCAUCAUACCGGAUAAAGAGGAGGAAGAGGAGGGUGAUGAAGACGCUGGAGAGGAAACUGAUCAUUCUGAUGAAAAAUCAAAAUAA
Messenger RNA from Heterostelium album PN500, 945 nucleotides. RefSeq names its product BAR domain-containing protein. The coding region runs from base 1 to 945 and encodes 314 amino acids. The transcript is spliced from 3 exons. Lineage: Eukaryota; Evosea; Eumycetozoa; Acytosteliales; Acytosteliaceae. The record is from RefSeq and is a predicted model, not a curated record.